Anas platyrhynchos (mallard) is the source of this 2218-nucleotide messenger RNA. RefSeq names its product synaptotagmin 8 (gene SYT8). Gene Ontology annotation, biological process: calcium ion-regulated exocytosis of neurotransmitter; synaptic vesicle endocytosis. Lineage: Eukaryota; Metazoa; Chordata; Aves; Anseriformes; Anatidae. Gene Ontology annotation, cellular component: synaptic vesicle membrane; exocytic vesicle; dense core granule. Gene Ontology annotation, molecular function: calcium-dependent phospholipid binding; calcium ion binding; phosphatidylserine binding. The record is from RefSeq and is a predicted model, not a curated record.
CUCAGGCAGGGAGUUCCCCACUGGCUUUUCGCCUGCGUGAGCACCGCUUGGGUCAGCAGUGAGGUGGGGCUGGCCGAGGAGCUCGGUUCCUGGGCUGGCAAAGCAGACUUUCCAGUUUCAGUUGUGCUGUGCACGGGGAAGUCACUGUCCCUGCUGUGCCCCCAGCCCCGUGCCUGGUGGGGACCUGUUUUAUCCCACAGCAUGUCCCUGCCACGUGCCGUGGCUGGAGCAGGAGCGCAAGCAGAGGGGAAGGGAGACUGAGGCUGGAAAGGAGACACCACGAUCACCUGCACUUCUCCAUGGCCAAGGCAUUGAGGAUCAGUGGGGCUACAGCCUCCCCGCUCCCCGGUAGCCCCGUGGCUACCACGGCUCCGCCGGGCUUCCUCAGUGGCUUCGUUGGCCGCAUCCCGUUACCCAGAUGGGCACUCAUCGCCGUGGCGCUGGCAGUGGCUAUACUGCUCCUCCUCUUCCUCAUCUGCAUCAUCAGGUGCUGCUGUGCCAAGAAGAAGCCCAAGAAGAAGGAGAAAGUCACCUUGCAUGCCAUCAGCAGCUCCACCACAGCCAGCCUUGUCCAGCCCGAGAUGGAGGACCUGGAGCAGGGCCCGGAGCAGACGGGGCGAGGAAAGCUGCAGUACUCGCUGGAGUACAACUUCCACGCGCAGGAGCUGAAGGUCGGCGUGAAGCAAGCAGCUGAUCUGAAGGCCAUGGACAACGGGGGCACGUCUGACCCUUAUGUUAUUGUCUACCUGACGUCUGACAUGAGGAAGAAGUAUGAGACCAAGGUUUACCGCAAGACCCUGAGCCCUGUCUUCAACGAGAGCUUCACUUUCCAGCUGCCCCAGGCAGAGGUGUCCGAGUCCACACUGGUGAUGCAGAUCCACGACUUCAACCGCUUCGCCAAGCACGACACCAUUGGCGAGGUCCGCCUGCCGCUGGCCAGCGUCGACCUGCAGCACGUCAUCGAGCAGUGGAGUGACCUGGCCAUGGCCAGCAAAGUCGAGCAAGAGCGGCUGGGAGACAUCUGCUUCUCACUGCGCUAUGUCCCCAGCACCGGCAAGCUGACGGUGCUCAUCCUGGAAGCCAAGAAGCUGAAACGGAUGGACUCCCAUGGGCUGGCAGAUCCCUUUGUCAAGGUGCAUCUCAUCCUGAACAGGAAGAAAUGGAAGAAGAAGACAACAAGUGUGAAGAAAAACACCUUGAGCCCUUACUUCAAUGAGGUGUUUGUGUUUGAGGUGCCUUUCAAUCAGAUUCAGAACGUGGAUGUUGUCAUCUCUGUCUGGGACUACGACAGAGUGACCAAGAACGAGCCCAUCGGCAAACUCUUCCUGGGCUGCCGGGCCACGGGCAACCAGCUGCGGCACUGGUCCGACAUGCUGGCCAACCCGCGCCGGCCCCUGGCCCAGUGGCACAGCCUGCAGCCCGCCGACGUGGUGGACAAAGCCCUGGGGCUGAAGUCCCACCUCAAGCUGCCCCUGGCCACCAGAUAGAGGGGGUGAGAGCCCCAAAUGGGUUGAGGGCUCUUCUUGACCAAGAGAGGAGCUGGCUGCUGGUGCAGCUCGUGCCCUGGGCAAUGCCAGAGCAGGGCUGCUCUGCACCGGGGGGAUGCUGGAGGGGAAGGUGUGGAUAUGGGUCCGGCUUGUCCCAGCCCCUCGCAGGCUGGGGGGACAAAUACAGAAAGGUUCAUUGGAAAACACCGAGUCCCUGGGUAUUUUUUAAAGUUUUUAACUUAAUUUUUGAGGGUUUUUAACUGAGACCAAGAUCUUGAACCACCCUAAGAGGCUUGGGGGGAGAGGAAGAGGAUGGGCUGAUAAGGAAGGCAUUGGAGACACAGGACUAACUCUUUACUGACUCUGUGAUCAGCACACUUUGUGUCCUGGCAAGAGGCUAAAAGAAACAGCGAAAUCAGCCCCUGGUUGUCCAUGCAGCUUCACUCUUAGCCUGUUCCUGGCCUGACUUUGGCCCGUGCUGGGCUGUGCACCCUGAGAUGUGUCCUGGGGGUUGCGACUCACCAGCAACCAUCCCUAAGGACCCUGCAGUGCUGGCUCCAUCCACCCCCAUGUGGUCCUACAGAGCUGAGUCCAUAGGGUUUUAACCCCAAACCUGGAGGUGCUGCUGGGGUGGGGUGGUGCUGAGCGUGCACCUUGUCCUCUUGCUUUUAUGCUUUGGCCACCCUGUGCUGAUGAAGGCUGGGCUGCAGCCCUCAUCUCAGUUCAGGGUG